UGUUGGACUAGAAUUCUUCAUCCCAAACAAGUCUUCUAGAUAUUGCAAAUUCGUCCCUCUGCAAUUUCUCAAAGCUUUUUUAGGGUUUACUUUUCGCGUCUUCCCAACACCGUGAUUGCAGUGCACGAACGCCGAUCUCAAUUCCUAAUUUGUUCGAAGGUUUCAGGUUUAAUCGUGUUUUCUCGUAUUUUGCAAAAGCAAAAUUGAGAUGGCUAGAGACAGGGAAAUAUCUCGGUCGCCGCCGUACCGGAGAAGGUACUCGCCUUCUCCGUCUCCGGUGAGGUAUGGACGCCGGAGCCGGAGAAAUAGAAGCAGAUCCCCUUAUUCUUAUAGCAGAAGAAGAAGUCGUUCAUUAUCUCCUCAACCCCGCAAAAGUCGUUCUCCCACUCCAAGACGUCGUAAAACUCGUUCUCCUGCACCAAAACAAAAUAAAAGACAGAGAAAAAGGAGUACCUCGUCAUCCCCACUAAGUGCAUCUCCCAAGGUACAUGCUGGUGCAAAAGAGACGGAAAAUGCGAGUGAAAAGUUGAAAAGAGAGGCAGAGGAAAGGCAAAGGCGUCAAAAGGAAUUAGAAUUAAAAUUAAUCGAAGAAGAAACUGCAAAGAGAGUAGCAGAAGAGAUUCAGAAAAAAGUUACAGAGAGGUUGAAUUCAGAAAAGAUCAAGCUUGAAAUAGGUAAGCUUCUAGAAGAAGGCAGGAGGAAACUUGUAGGUGAAGUCGAAGCUCAACUUGAAAAAGAAAAAGAAGCAGCUCUUGUAGAGGCUCGUCAGAGAGAGGAACGAGCACAGAGAGAGAAAGAAGAGAUGGAAAGAGUGAUGGAAGAGAAUAGAAGGAAGGUGGAAGAAGCUCAAAGAAGAGAAGCUUUGGAGCAAGAAAGAAUGGAGGUCGAACGGUAUAGAGAAUUGGAGGAGCUUCAAAGACAGAGAGAAGAAGCUUUGAGGAGGAAAAAACAGCAAGAGGAAGAAGAACGAGCGAAUCAAGUGAAGCUCUUGGGCAAGAAUAAAUCCCGGCCCAAAGUUUCGUUUGCCCUAAGUUUUAAAUGAUCGGUACUCGUUAUUUCCCUCUCUUUUUUCGGUUGUAUUGGUGUGAGAAGAAUUUAUAAAAAAAAAAAAAAGUAAAAAUCCUUUCUCUUGUUAGCAAGUUAAUAUCACUUCUGGUGAUUGAUAAUAUUUGUUAUUGUUUUAUGUCAUUUUUUUCUUUUUCUUUGUUGG
Molecule: messenger RNA, 1210 nt
Organism: Erythranthe guttata (spotted monkey flower)
Lineage: Eukaryota; Viridiplantae; Streptophyta; Magnoliopsida; Lamiales; Phrymaceae
Product: arginine/glutamate-rich 1 protein
Cellular component (GO): nucleoplasm; mitochondrion
Molecular function (GO): cadherin binding
Source: RefSeq, a predicted model, not a curated record